AUGCGGAAGAUGGCUAGCAAACGGCUACAACUUCAGAGGGCAGCAGACGAGGCGGCUCAGGCAGCUAUUACACCGGCGGCAGUCGGUACAGCUCCCCCACGGCCGCCUCCGACAGUGAAGCCCCAGCGCACUGGGGUGCCCAUUCAGCCCGUUUACACUGCCAUCCUCACUGGACGGCGUCUGUGGCCCUCACGCAAGCCACCGGUAAAGACCGAAAGCCCCAGCUCGGGCGGUUAUCACGUCCUACAAGAUUCGGAGCCGGAGCUGGAGCGGAAUAGUGCGGGGUCCGCUCAAGCUCCUCGCACAGACGUUUGCACUGACGACCCUCCGAUUACACCGAAGCUUCACCUAAAAAUGGCUCCGAACGUCACGCUGGCCGGUCCUCACCUAUUGUCAGAUGAUCGACUCCGUCAACAAGACUCUAAACAAAGAGGGAUAGCUCCCAAGAUCUAA
Peronospora matthiolae is the source of this 453-nucleotide messenger RNA. NCBI's taxonomy places the organism in Eukaryota, Oomycota, Peronosporomycetes, Peronosporales, Peronosporaceae. The record is from the annotation of a GenBank genome assembly.